Molecule: messenger RNA, 1077 nt
Organism: Daldinia childiae
Lineage: Eukaryota; Fungi; Ascomycota; Sordariomycetes; Xylariales; Hypoxylaceae
Product: D-amino-acid oxidase
Exons: 3
Coding region: 1-1077 (358 amino acids)
Molecular function (GO): D-amino-acid oxidase activity; FAD binding
Source: RefSeq, a predicted model, not a curated record
AUGCCGCAUAUAGUCGUACUGGGCGCCGGUGUCAUCGGAUUAAGCUCCGCUCUACGAAUCCAGGCCGAAGGGCAUGCCGUGUCCAUCGUGGCGCGGGACUUCCCCUCCGGAUCCGAGACUAUUGACGCACAAAGCCAGAUUAACUAUACUUCGCCAUGGGGAGGGGCGCACAAUAGACUUGUACCCCCCACCAACCCCGCCGAGGAGCUGGAGCAUGCCAUGAGCCUCCGGACUUUCGACCACAUGCGUGCCGUACAAGCACGCCACCCGGAGGCCGGCAUCACUUUCAUGAAAGGGAUUGAGUAUCUUGAAGCACCUAAUGAGGCAUACCGUGCGCUUACUGAAGAGAGAGCACACACGCAGCUAGGUAUGAAAGGAUUUAGGUUGCUAGAGAAAGGGGAGCUUCCGGAAGGUGUUGAAUGGGGAUGCGAGUACGACACGUGGUGUGUUAAUCCUAUGGUCUAUUGUAGCUUCCUACUGCGUAGGUUCGCGAUUCUUGGAGGUAAGGUCCUACGUAGAGAAGUAAGAGACCCGAGGGAGAUAUUCUCCUGGAAUCUUGAGGCGGGACCGAUUGAUGUGCUGGUAAACGGUUCUGGGAUCGGGUUUGGUGAUAAGAACGUGUUUAUCACGAGAGGCCAGACAUGUCUCGUCGCUAACCCGUGCCCCGCGACCGUCACGCGGCAGAAUGCAGACGGCUCGUGGACAUUCUGUGUUCCGCGUAACUUUGAUGGCGGCACCAUCAUCGGCGGUACGAAAGAGCCUAAUAAUUGGGAUCCCAAUCCGUCACUGGAGGUCCGUGAUGUUCUGUUGCAGAACUUUGCCGCUACUUACCCGCAGAUCCUGGACGGUGAAGGCAAGUUUACGGUUAUCAAGGAUAUUGUGGGUCGACGGCCGACUCGCAAAGGCGGUAUACGACUAGAGAAGGAGGAGGUAGGUGAAGCACAGACUAUCAUUCAUGCAUAUGGUUUGGGCGGGCGAGGCUAUGAGCUAAGCUGGGGUGUUGCUGAUGGAGUAGCCCGACUGCUAGCAGAACACUUGAGCUCUAGCACGCCAAACAAAGGGGAAGCUAAACUUUGA